Mobula hypostoma (lesser devil ray) is the source of this 6619-nucleotide messenger RNA. RefSeq names its product ankyrin repeat and death domain-containing protein 1A-like. The record is from RefSeq and is a predicted model, not a curated record. The transcript is spliced from 15 exons. Gene Ontology annotation, molecular function: protein binding. NCBI's taxonomy places the organism in Eukaryota, Metazoa, Chordata, Chondrichthyes, Myliobatiformes, Myliobatidae. Gene Ontology annotation, cellular component: ciliary inversin compartment. Gene Ontology annotation, biological process: protein localization to ciliary inversin compartment; signal transduction. The coding region runs from base 568 to 2067 and encodes 499 amino acids.
UACCCGCCAAGCUGUAUCCCUCGUAUCCCCAGGUCCUCCAGCCCCUGUUCUCUCCCAUCUCUACCCUAACUCCUCUCUUCUACCCUCUAGCCCACACCACUCCUCCUCCCUUCCCCUCCCAUCCCUCCAUCUUCCUCUCCCUCCAUCCCUCCCCUCCCUGUCUCACCUCUCCUCCCUAUCCUUUCCUUCUCCUCCCCUCCCACUUCCAUUCCCCUGUUCCUUCCCCCCUCAGCUCCAUUCCUGCCCUCCACCCCUCCUUAUUCCACUACUCGCUCCCUCUCCAUUCCCCCCUCCUCUUCCUCACUCCAUCUGCUCGCUUCCCUCCUCCUCUCUACCUCCCUCCCUCCCUCACUCACUCACUCCUCCUUCCUAUCCUCUCUCUCUCCUCCCUCCCUCACUCCUCUUUCCUAUCCUCUCCCCCCCCCCUAUCUCCUCCCUCCCUCCCUCCCAGAGACAGAGUCGGAGGCAGACACUGGGCUCUCCGCGGCCUCGCCCCGUCCGUCCGGCUCCCGGUACGAGCCGACGGAGACGGGAGACGGGAGCCAGGAGACGAGCGGCGGGCGGAUCAUGGAGGAGGCGGCGAUCGGAGAUGCGGCAUUGUUCCACUCCGAGCAGAGGCUGCAGCAGGCUGCCAGGGUCAAUGACACGGCGACGAUCAGGGAGCUGAUUUGGGGCAAGGUGAACAUCAAUGCCAGGAACUCGAUGAACCGGACAGCCUUGCACUGGGCGGCUAUGGCCGGACACGAAAGGGCAGCCAGUCUCCUCCUAGACCACCACGCGUUGGUAGACGCCGAAGACAAGUUUGGAAUGACGCCGGUACUUCUAGCUGCUAGCCACGGCAACCUGAGCACCCUGCAGACCCUGGCGAAGGCCGGAGCGACGCUGACAGCCAGGAACAGGCUAGGACAGACUCUGCUGCACUGUGCAGCCGUGCAAGGCCACCCCAGCGUCAUCCGGUACGUGGUUGAGGACCUCGAGGGGAUCCCUGUAGAUGAUCCGGACCAGAAUGGGAAGACGCCCCUGCUGCUGGCAGCCGAGAGUGGCCACUCAGAUGUGCUGAGCCUCCUGUGUGAACUGGGCUGCGAUCUUCAGGCUGUCGACAAGGAGUCCAACAGCGCCCUGCACCUGGCGACGAGACGGGGCCACGCAGAGCUGCUGUCCUUCCUGACGUCGGCCAUCUGCUCCGAUGCACAGAAUCAGGACGGACUGGCACCACUGCACCUGGCUUCUCAGGCCGGACACCUCAGCUGCGUCCGGACGCUGCUGGACAGCCAGUGUCAGAUCAACGCCCUCAGCUCCCAACACCUCACCGCCCUGCACUACGCCAUCAGCCACGGGCACCUGGAGGUGUGCCAGCUUCUCAUGCAAGAGGGAAUCGACGUCAACGCCAGGGGAAACAAGGAUCCCUGCCUCCAUCUUGCUGUGAAGCAUAACAUCCCCGAGCUCGUCCAGCGCCUGCUCGCGGCCGGCUGCGACGUCAACAUCUGCGAUUCUAGGCGGCAAAGUGCGUUGCACGUGGCGGUGGAGAGGCGCCAGCCACCUAUUGUGGAGCUGCUGCUGAGGGCGAACAUCAACCUUCACCUCCAGGACCAGCAGGGGCACACAGCGCUCGACCGGGCUGUCCGCAGUCAGCACGCGGCACUGGCUGACAUGAUCAUCAAGGCGGAGAGAUUCCACGCCCGUUCUCUGGGUGCUAAUGGGCAGACGGGGGAGCUGGACCUGACCCUCAGGCACGUGGGGGACCUGAGCCGGGUGCGAUCCGUGCUCUGGGCUCUGGCCACCAGGCACCAGAAGCCGGGAGACUGGAAGAAGCUGGCCCUGCACUGGGACUUCUCGGCAAAGCACAUCCAGGCGCUGGAAAACCAGUGGACAGGGAGCGACAGCUACAAGGAGCACGGGUACCGGAUGCUACUAAUCUGGCUUCACGGCAUCAGCAGCCUGGGCAAGCACCCAAUCAAGGAGCUGUACGAGGGCCUGGUGGAGAUCGGAAGCACCGACCUGGCAGAGAAGGUGCGUCGGCAGGCGAAUGCGGAGCAGGAACCGGCCAGGAGAUGCGUGCUGAUGUGAGGCUGGCGGUCAGGCCGAGUCUGCACCGUGUCCGAAGGAUCUUGCCGAACUAGUUGGUCGGUGCAACAAUUGUGUCCAAAACCACAGGAUGAGGUGAUGUAGCAGACGGCGUCUGGGAGCAAGGAUUGAGAGCACCUACCUGGUCUGGCCGUCAGUCACUUCUGCCGACUCCUGAAUAGUUUUUCAUCUCCUGAUUGCUAUAAACGGACUAAGGAUUCUAAAAACUGGGAAAGGGUCAGUGGAAGCAAAUGUACAUGGCUGACAGGGAUGGUGAACCAACUUAGUUACAUUUCAUGGGCCUUCCACUGAGGAGAAAAUCUCCUCAAACCUGCUCUUGUUACCUUCAGGUGGCAGAGAGGUGACUGUACCCAACUUCUUCUCUACCCCACGAAUGCUUGAUGGGUAUAGAGGGAGUUUCACUCUGUGUCUGACCCCAGGAGUGUGCGGUGGGACAGUGUAGAGGGAGCUUCACUCUGAGUCUGACCGCGGGAGUGUGUGAUGGGACAGUGUAGAGGGAGCUUCACUCUGUGUCUGACCCCGGGAGUGUGCGGUGGGACAAUGUAGAGGGAGCUUCACUCUGUGUCUGACCCCAGGAGUGUGCGAUGGGACGGUGUGGAGGCAGUUUCACUCUGUGUCUGACCCUGUGAGUGUGUGAUGGGACAGUGUAGAGGAAACUUCACUCUGUGUCUGACCUGGGGAGUGCGUGAUCGGACAGUGUAGAGGGAACUUCACUCUGUGUCUGACCCCGGGAGUAUGUGAUGGGACAGUGUAGAGGGAACUUCACUCUAUGUCUGACCCUGUGAGUGUGUGAUGGUACAGUGCAGAGGGAGUUUCACUCUGUAUCUGACCCCAGAAUUAUGUGAUGGGAUGGUGUAGAGGGAGUUUCACUCUGUAUCUGACUCUGGGAGUGUGUGAGAGAAAUUUUACUCUGUUUGAAAGGCCGUGGUCUGGAGAAUCUGAUGGGGAGGUCUACCCUGCAUCUGGUACGACCCUUGUGUGUUUCAAAACAGUCAUGUGUAUCGCCAUGGAGCUAGACUUAUGAUGUGUGAGGUGGUGAUAUCCCUGCUGGAUCCCACGAAACCCCACACUGGCUCUGCCACCUGCAUUAAAGUUCAGGUUCACUGUUUGAGAUCGGCGGAUGUGGUGUUUCGAUUUACCUCAAAUGUCAUUUCUGAAGAGAAAUUUGAUGUGAGAGCUAAGAUCUCUACUCUUCAGCCAGCUCACUCCAUGUGAUAUCAAGCAAUGGCUGAGCACCGUUUUGUAUUAACGUUUCUCAAAGUGUUCCUGGGCCCAACACACAGAUGCAGUCACGAGGAAGGUGCGACCUCUGUGGGAGGUUCAUCUUGCCACUGAUGAACUUCUGCAGAUGUUCUGUUGAGAGUGUCCUGACUGGAUGCAUCGACGAUUCGAGUGCCCGGGAACGUGCAGUGAGGGUAGUGGACUCUUCCUCCCCACUAUUGGUCAUACCUACAGGCAGGGUUCCAGAAGCCAGAAGUCCCACACCACCAGGUUCAAGAACAGCUACGUCCCUUCAGCCAUUUAGUUCUUGAACCAACCAGCACAGCCCUAAUCACCACAGUUUCAUACAGAUCACUUUGAACUUAAAUGGGCUUCUUAUGUUUGAAUUGUUGUCUUGUAAAAGUGUGGUAUAAUUUGUAUAUAUUUCUUGUGAAUGCUGCUUACUUGGUGCCAUGUACCUGAGAUGUUGCUGUAACCUAGUUUUGGACCUGUGCAUACAUGGAUAUUCCGGUAUGACAAUAAAGUCAACUUUGUCUUUGGAUCCCAGGACUGGGUUGGACAACCUCCCAGCUUCAGUACUGAGACAAUGCUCAGGGUGGAUUCUCCAUACUGUCAUUCCUGUAUCUGCUGAUUUGUGCCCAGUUUGAAUUUUGCCAGACCCCCUGGUUCCAAGCAGGGCCCAGUGUGCUGGACUCCAAAGGUGAGAAUGCCUCCCCUCAAUGAUAAGGGCAUCACCUGACCCAGUGAACUGCUGGGGAUCAAAGGCAGACACUCUCGAUCUCUAACCAGCACCGAGAAAGCCGGUUGGGGAUAUGGGAAGUUUCAAGUCUUCAGGAUAGAAUUUCAGCUCCUGGUAUCAUAGAACAUAGAGCACUACAGCAUAUUACAGGCCCUUCGGCCCACAAAGCUGUGCUGACCUUUUAACCCUUCCCUCCUACGUGGCCCACCCCCACCCACUUUCUUUCAUUCAUGUUCAUUCUAAGAGUUUCUUAAAUGCUCCUAUUAUGUCUGCCUGUUUAUCUUGAGGCAUAGUGAACAGCUAGAAACUUCCCCAGCACCGAAAUGGCUGAUACGAGAGGGUAUAAUUUUGAGAUGACCAGAGGAAAGUAUAGGGGGAAUGUCAAAAGUUCUUUUUUUACACAGAAAGGUGGGUGCAUAGAACACACUGCCAGGGGUGGUGGGCGAGGCAAAUACAUUAGCAAAAUUUAGGAGACUCUUAUGUGGGCACGUGGCCAAGUGGUUAAGGCAUUGGACUAGUGACCUAAAGGUCGUGAGUUCGAGCCCCAGCCGAGGGAAUGUGUUGUGUCCUUGAGCAAGGCACUUAAUUACACAUUGCUCUGCGACGACACUGGUGCCAAGCUGUAUGGGUCCUAAUGCCCUUCCCUUGGACAACAUUGGUGUUGUGGAGAGGGGAGACUUGCAGCAUGGGCAACUGCCGGUCUUCCAUACAACCUUGCCCAGGCCUGCGCCCUGGAAAGUGAAGACUUUCCAGGAGCAGAUCCAUGGUCUCGCAAGACUAACGGAUGCCAUCUCAAGAGGCUCUUAGAUAGACACAUGGAUGAUAGAAAAAAUGGAGGGCUAUGUGGGAGGGGAGGGUUAGAGUGAUCUUUCGGUAGGUUAAAGGUUUGGCACAACAUUAUGGGCUGAAGAUGCUCAGUGCUACCCAUACAGUGAUGAAAAGCACAUGGGAUUAAAGGGUCAGUAAACUUUUUACCCACAGACACCAUUCAGCACAUUUACUCGUGUGCAGAGACUCAAUGCACUGUGGGCCACCAAUUAAACACCCUCAAGAAUUGCUUUUCUACUUUCCAAAGGUGCACGAGGGGAGUCAAUUUCCCCACAGACAAUGAGGUCCCUUGAGAUACGUUAGCCCAAGAGGCCUUUCGAUGUGACACUGUUGUGUAACGCUCCCACACAGCUCACAAUAAACCGGGCACAAUCCUUCCACGUCAACGCGUUGCUCCCAGAACCUCUGAUCAGCGGAUCUGGUCUGGCAGAGUUAGUUCACCAUUCUGGUGGGUAAACCCCAGGAACUAUUCAGCACCUUGAAUCUGCCCCUCCCUCCAACUGACCCAAAGGUUCAUCGCUGUUAGCCUUGGCCAAUGUUGGGAGAGAAUUCCAAUGGUUACCACCCUCUGAUCAGAAUGCAUCCUCUUGGACAUCAGGCCGGUGGGGGAGAAAACAUUCCCUGGUAAGUUGGAUUCAAACAUAAAACUCCAAUAAUCUGCUCUCUGCCCUCAUCCCGUGGAAAUCGGACACUUGGGCUUCUGGCCGCACACAUAGAACAGAGAACAGUACAGCCAAGGAACAGGCUGCCAAACCAGCUAAAAACCAAAUCAAAGAUACCCAAACACUAACCCCUCCUACCUACACAGUGUCCAUAUCUCUCCAUCUUCCUCACAUCCAUGGGCCUACCUAAACAUCUCUUAAAAACCUCUAAUGUAUUUGCCUCUACUGCCAUACCGGGCAUCCAGCACUCUCGGAGUAAAAAACUUCACCGUCACAUCCCACUUGAAUCUACCCUCUCUCACCUUCAAUGCAUGCCCUCUGGUAUUAGACAUUUCAACCCUGGGAAAAAGCCGCUCUCUGUCCACUCUAUCUGUGCCUCUCAUAAUCAUGUAAACCUCUAUCAGCUCUCUCCUCAGUCCCAGUACCCCAGAGAAAACAACCCAAGAUUAUCCAGCCUCUCAUGAUAGAACAUGCCCUGUAAACCAGGCAGCACCUGGUAAACCUCUUCUGCACUCUUGCCAAGGCCUCAAUAUUCUUCCUAUAGAGGGGUGACCAGAACUGUAUGCAAUACUCCGGAUGUGGCCUAACGAGAGUUUUAUAGUUGCAACAUCACCUCUUGACUUUUGAACUCAAUGCUUCGACUAAUAAAAACGAGAAUUCCAUAAGCCUUCUUAACCACCUAUCAACCUGUGUAGCCACUUUCAUGGAGUUAUGAACUUGGAUUCCAAGAUCUUCCUGCUCAGCAACACUGUUCAGGAUCUCGCCCUUAACACUGUACUGUUUCCUUACAUUUGUCCCACCAAGGAGCAACACCUCACAUUUAUUUGGUUUAAACUCCAUCUGCCAUUUCUCUGCCCAUAUCUGUAACUGAUCUACCCUGUGGUGUAUUCUUUGCCAGUCUUCUACAGCCUCACCAGUCUUGGUAUCAUCCACAAAUUUACUAACCCACGCAUCUGCAUUUUCACCCAGGUCACAACCAGCAGAGGUCCCAGAACAGAUCCCUGUUCUUAAUCUUAAUCUGGAUUAGCCAUUCAUGAGGGAUUUGGUCAAGUGCCUUAUGAAAAUCCAUGCGGACAACAUCCAC